AGCACACACGUGCUGCAUGUUUCAACGGAGCCUGGGCAGGUCUCAUGCUACCAACCCAGGGGCAGUGGCUGCAGGAGGCCCCGCUGGCCGCUAUAUCGGUCAGGCUGGGCUUUGGUUCACAGGGCAGCACGAGCACUUGCUGGGGCCCUCAGGCAGUGCACAGGGAGGCAGUGCCCUGCUGGCAUCGAUGCUGUCACAGGUCAAGCAGCUGUGCACCUGCUUUCCGCAUGCAGGGUGGCUUCUCCAGCGCCCGCAAGUAGCAGAGCCUGCCCAAGGCUGGGGUUCAUUCCCUUCAGGGUGUCUCAGCCACCAGUCUGCAAGUGAGUGCACUGUAAAGCCAUGGAGAGCCCAGAAAAGGGGAGUCAGCCCCCAAGGACAGACCAUGAAGCCUUCAGUGCCAGCCUCCCUCCUGAGGGCAAAAGAGGGACAGGGGCUGCCAGUUCAGGGCUCCAGACUGCCUGCCUCUGCCUCAGUGACACAGCAGCCAUGCACUCACUGCACCUGGAGGCGCCAGCACUGCAGCAGCAGGCCUUGCACACAGCCCAUGGAGCUGCUCCCAUGCCAGCUUGGAGCAGUGUUUGGCAUCUGUCUGGCUGAGCUUGACAAGGACACUCAGGGCUCUGAGCCACAUCAGACUGACUCAGACAUGCGCUCAUACCCCAGCACCUGUGUUGAAGCCUGCUCAGGAGCACUCCCAGGGACUCCUACGUGGCUCUGCCACCCCUGGCUGCAAGGUUUCUCAGGUCAGCUGAGGACAGCAGCAAGGAGGAGACCAAGCUAUUUGGACCAAGUCUCCUUUCUGUUAGUCCAUGCACUUUUAUCACCUCCUACAGUGACUGAGUUAUACCAGUCCUGUAUCAGAUGUUCCAGGAUUUCACCUGGGAUCAAUGUCAGGCUGAAGAGACGCUGCUGGGCCUUCGUGUUAACCCUCUAAAAUGCUGACACCACCAUAGCUUUCCUUCAGUCCUCUGGAGCCUCCCCACUGCUUGAAGACUUACUGAAAAUCAGCAUGGACGGCCCCCAAUCUCCUCAGCCAGCUCUUUUAAAACUCUUGGACUCAGGUGUCCUGGACCUCCUUUUAUUAAAACUAGCUUAAUAUCUUCUUGGGUGAUUACUGGAAGGAAAACAAUUGCAUCCUCAUCUGCCAGAAGUCCAUCAUCUGGCUCUUCCCCAAUACCGAACAAAACGAUGUAUUGAACACUUCUGAUUUGGUUAUUAUUGACACUGCUACCAUGCCCACAACAUCGCUGGGUUUCCUUUUGUUUCUGCUUGAAUAGCUCCUCCUUAUUCUCCUGCACACCGCUGGCUACUUGUGUUGCAUUGCUUCCUGUAUUAUACUUU
Molecule: messenger RNA, 1341 nt
Organism: Alligator sinensis (Chinese alligator)
Lineage: Eukaryota; Metazoa; Chordata; Crocodylia; Alligatoridae
Exons: 2
Coding region: 17-934 (305 amino acids)
Source: RefSeq, a predicted model, not a curated record